Messenger RNA from Menidia menidia (Atlantic silverside), 6270 nucleotides. The record is from the annotation of a GenBank genome assembly. NCBI's taxonomy places the organism in Eukaryota, Metazoa, Chordata, Actinopteri, Atheriniformes, Atherinopsidae.
AUGGCCUCAUGGCGAAGUGAGAGGGCGGCGCUAAAAGGGGCUGGUGGGUUGAUAAUAUUAAGGACAGCCUCCACCAUGACAGCCAUCAAGCACGCUCUCCAGAGGGACAUCUUCACGCCGAACGAUGAGCGUCUACUUGGCAUCGUCAAUGUCUGCAAGGCAGGGAAGAAAAAGAAGAACUGCUUCUUGUGUGCCACAGUCACCACAGAGAGGCCCGUCCAGGUUAAAGUGGUAAAGGUGAAAAAAUCGGACAAAGGAGACUUCUACAAGAGGCAGCAGACCUGGGAGCUCAGAGAUUUGACGCAAGUAGAUGCCAAAGAUGCAAGCAAGGAGAAUCCUGAGUUUGAUCUGCAUUUUGAGAAGGUGUACCGCUGGUUGGCUAGCAGUACAGCUGAGAAAAACUCCUUCAUUUCCUGCCUCUGGAAGCUGAACCAGCGCUAUCUAAGGAAGAAGAUGGAGUUUGUGAAUGUUAGUUCACAGCUGCUUGAAGAACUUCCUAAAGCGGAAGAGUCGGUGCCGAGCGGGGAGAGCCAAAGUGUGGCGGGGGGCGAUGAGGACGCUCUGGACGACUACCAGGAGCUUAGCACCCGUGAAGAGCAGGACAUCGAGGGCAUGAUGGAGAUUUGCGAAUAUGCCAUCUCCAAUGCAGAGGCCUUUGCAGAGAAGCUCUUCAAGGAGCUGCAGGUGUUAGAUGGGGCCAACAUUCAGUCCAUCAUGGCGUCCGAGAAGCAGGUGAACAUCCUGAUGCAGCUGCUCGAUGAGGCGCUGGGGGAGGUGGACACCAUCGAGGGAAAGCUGAGCAGCUAUGAGGAGAUGCUCCAGAGUGUCAAGGAGCAGAUGGACCAGAUCUCCCAGAGCAACCGCCUCAUCCAGAUCAGCAACACCAACAACGGCAAACUGCUGGAUGAGAUCCAGUUCUUAGUGAACUACAUGGAUUUGUCAAAAGGACACAUCCGGGCUUUGCAAGACGGAGACCUGACCUCCCCUAAAGGCAUCGAGGCCUGCAUCAACGCCUCUGAAGCGCUCCUGCAGUGCAUGAACGUGGCUCUACGACCCGGCCACGACAAGCUGCUGGCCGUGAAGCAGCAACUGCUUCUGUUCACUGACCUCAGAGACACCUUCGCUCGCCGCCUCACCAAUCACCUUAAUAAUGUGUUUGUGCAUCAGGGCCACGACCAGAGCUCCACUUUGUCUCAGCACACAGCUGAGCUCACUCUGCCCAAACACAGCCCCCUCCACAGGGACCUGCUGCGCUAUGCCAAGCUCAUGGAGUGGCUGAAGAACACUCACAGGGAGAAGUAUGAGGGCCUGUCCAGGACAUAUGUUGAUUACAUGAGCAGACUAUAUGAGCGAGAAAUCAAAGACUUCUUUGAGGUUGCCAAGAUGAAGAUGGCGGGUACAUCCAAAGAAGCCAAGGGCAAGUUUGCCACGCUUCCGCGGAAAGAGAGUGCUCUCAGGCAGGAAACUGAAAUAGGCCUGCACGGCAGCUCUGGGAAGCUCACGGGCUCCACCUCCAGCCUGAACAAGCUGACGGUGCAGGGCUCCAACAGCCGGCGCUCCCAGUCCUCCUCGCUGCUGGACAUGGGCAACAUGUCCGCCUCCGACCUGGACGUGGCAGACAGAACCAAGUUUGACAAGAUAUUUGAGCAGGUCCUCAGUGAGCUGGAGCCUCUGUGUCUCGCAGAACAAGAUUUCAUUAGCAAGUUCUUUAAGCUGCAGCAGCACAUGACCGUUGUGCCCCCCCUUGCACAGCCUGAAACAGAGGAGUCAGAUGGGAGCAUGCCAUCGAGAUUACCCCCCCAGGCGGAACACAGACACUCGCUGUCAUCAGAGAAAGACAUGGUGCGGCUGAUGAUGAAUAAAAUCUUCCAGAGCAUCGAGACCGAGCUCAACAGCCUGAUCGCUUUGGGCGACAAGAUUGACAGCUUCCACUCUCUGUACAUGCUGGUCAAGAUGAGUCACCACGUGUGGACAGCUGAGAACGUUGACCCGGCCUCUUUUCUCAGCACUACUCUUGGAAAUGUGCUGGUCACUGUCAAGAGGAACUUUGACAAAUGCAUUUCUGGUCAGAUCAGACAGAUGGAGGAAGUUAAGAUCUCUAAGAAAAGCAAAGUCGGCAUUCUGCCGUUUGUAACUGGGUUUGAGGAGUUUGCCGAGCUCGCCGAGACAAUCUUCCGUAACGCAGAACGCCGAGGGGACCUGGAUAAAGCUUAUGUCAAGCUCAUCAGGGCUGUUUUCAUGAAUGUGGAAAAAGUAGCCAAUGAAAGCCAGAAAACACCGCGGGAUGUUGUGAUGAUGGAGAAUUUCCACCAUAUCUUUUCGACAUUGUCGCGUCUAAAGAUUUCGUGUUUGGACGCUGAGAGACGAGAGGCUAAGCAUAAAUACACGGACCACCUACAGUCCUAUGUCAUCAACUCUCUGGGACAGCCACUGGAAAAACUCAAUCAUUUCUUCGAAGGGGUGGAAACGCGGGUAGCACAGGGCGUUCGUGAGGAAGAGGUGAGCUACCACCUGGCCUUCAACAAACAAGAGCUGCGCAAAGUUAUCAAAGAGUACCCGGGAAAAGAGGUGAAGAAGGGCCUGGACAACCUUUACAAGAAGGUGGACAAACAUCUGUGUGAAGAGGAAAGUUUGUUGCAGGUGGUGUGGCACUCCAUGCAAGACGAGUUUAUCCGUCAGUACAAGCACUUUGAAGAUCUGAUUGGCACGGUAUGUCCCCCCACGUCUUGUAAAAUAUUUCUCGAAGUUAGCGGCUUUUACCACGUCACAGCCAUGAACAGCAGCGCGGAGAGGAAAUUCGUCAACUUACGGAAACGUCUGGAUCAGCUGGGCUACCGGCAGCCCCUCGGAAUAGAGUCGCUGCCACUGGUGGAGAAACUGUUCAGUGACCUGGUCCAUACAACCGAGAGCCUGCGCAAUGCCAAACUGUCAGCGGGGAAAAGUGAGAAGGAAAGCCGGAAUGUUGACGCGCUCCUGGAGCCCUACAGGGCGGAGAAUGCCAGAGUGGUCAAGGAAAACAACGAGCUUCACAUUCAGCUUCUGAAGCUGAGGGAGGAAAAAGAGCAUGUAACCAGAGAGCUCAAAACCCACAUUCGGAAACUGGACCACGAGACGUCUGACCUAAAGUUUUUGAACAACCAGUAUGUGCAUAAGGUUCGCAGCCUGGAGAAGGACAGCAAAGCUAAAGCCGAGCGCAUCCAGCAGCUGCAGGAAAAGAACAUGCAAGCUGUUGUGCAGACGCCAGGUGGGAAGAAGCGCAGCAUUCCUUUUAGGCGGCAGAGGAUGCAGAUCGAUGAGCUCGUCCCUCCCUCCACAUCUGGUUAUCCCGUUCUGCAGCCCGACGAUCCAUAUGUAGCAGACCUGCUGCUGCUGGCUGAUGGGAGAAUAAAUGAACUUCAAGAAGACAUCAUUAGACUCAAACUAGACCUUGAAAAUUCCCAAGAGUGCAUAACGCAUUUAAACUCACAGGUGGAGGGGAGGGAUAAAGAAAUUGAGCGUCUGAAUCAUGUUCUUCGCGGAGGGCGACCUCAUGAUGUCGUCUCCCUUGAAGCUCAGAACAUCAGCAACGAGAAGCUGAUCGCCCAUCUUAACCUGCAGAUUGAGUACCUACAGGAGGCCAACAGAUCCCUGGAGCUGAAGGUUGAGGGACUGCUGCAGAAAAAAAAGGACGCCUCCAGCGAAGUGGCUAACCUGUCUUUAAAGAACCUGGAACUGUGUGAAGAACUGACCCACAUAGACCAUCUAGCAAAGCGGCUGGAGAUGGACAAGGACCGCGUGCUGGAAACGGCCGACAUGGAGCUACUAGAAACUAAAAAAGAAAUGAAAAGGCAGCAGAAAAUCAUUGCAGACUUGGAGGAUGUCAUCACAAACAUAAAGAGGGAGAGGGCUGAGGGGGAAUUUGAAAACGACCGUCUCAGAAAUCAGCUGGCCGAGCUCCAACAACAGAGCGACAAGAUGGAGGGACUGGUGAAUUUCCUGGAGGACGAGAAAACCAGGCUGCAGGACAAAGUGGAAAAGAUGCUGGCUGCCGACAAAGAGCUGGUACUGGAGCUGGAGACAAUGCGCGCUAAACAUGGUGUCUGUGGAAGAGAACGAUCCCCAUCUCGACUAGACGCCUUCGUAAAGAGCCUAGAGGAGGAGAGAAAUCACUAUCGCCAAGAGGCUGAGCGCUACAAAAGAGUCAGAGGGACAAGUUUGAGCCCCAGUCGCAGUCCAGACAGAGGCAGAAGUCCAAAAUCCAAAUUUAGCAAGGGAGGUGUUGCAGAAUCGGAGCUUUUGCAGGUGAUGAAGGAGAGGGACGAGCUUAAGGCGGCCCUGCUGAACAUCGAGAAGCACGUAGAGGACAUUCAGAGCAGUGUGAAGGGCCUCAGCGACGAAAGAGACCACUUCAAAACCCUUUUAAAACAGGCUCAAGAUGAGCUCCGGUUUGCCCAAAGCGUCGAUAAGUCAGCCGAGGUCUUAAAACUGCAGGAGGAGCUCAAACGGGCAGAUCUAAAGAUUGAUCAGAUGACCACUGAAAGGGAAACACUGAUGGAGAGACUGAAGGUUGUCCAGACCUUCUCUCUCACGGACAGACACACAGAGGAGCGGAGGAUCUUCGACCUGGAGAACACCGUGAAAAGCCUGGAGCGAGAGCGGCAGGAGCUGCACUCGCAGGUGUGUCUGCUGACGGAGGCCAGAGGCGCCGCCGAGGAGGAGCUGAGGGUCCAGUCUGCAGCGCGGGUCCACAGCUCGGAGGAGGUCACUCAGCGGAGGGCCGAGGCGAGCGCUCUGAGGCUGCAGCAGGAGCAGAUGCAGCAGACGUUGGUGGACACGCAGCACAGGCUGUCUGUGAAGAUGAAUGAGCUUCAUGCAGCUCACGGCCAGAUCGAAAAGCUGGAGGGGAGAUUGGCGGAGCUGAGUCAGCACGGCGCGAAGCACAGCGAGGAAGUAACUGCCCUCCAGAGGUCAGUUUCUACCCUGGACAGAGAGAAGGACGCCCUGCAGGAUGAGGUGGAUCUGAAGACCGAAAAGCUGGUCGCUCUCCAAGAGGAGCUAACCAAGAAGGAAAAGAACCUUGAAGAUGUGAGACUCACAGUCAAAAACAUGGACAACUCGCUGGCUCAGCUGCAGGGAGCCUUAAACAGCCGAGAGAGGGAGACCGGCAGUCUGAGGAGGCAGCUGGACGCCUCCCAGGAGGAGCUGGCCGCGCUCAGGAGGGACAAAGAGAUCAUCAUCAGAGAGAACAGAAGGCUGCAAGAUGACCUGGCCACGAUGACCCGAGAGAACCAAGCCGUACACGUGGAGAUGGAGGAGGCUUUGCACGAGAGGGACGAGCUAAAGUCGAGGGUCCACUCGUACAUUUCCGAGGUGUCGCGGAUCGAGAAGCUGAUGGCGGCCAAGGAGCAGGAGAACCGGGACCUGCUGGAGCGCUUCAGGAUGGCCCACUCGGAGGCGGAUGAGCGGGAUCAGAAGCUGCAAAAGGCCGAGGGCCUCAACAACUCCAUCCGCCUGGAGCUGCUGUCCUCCGACACCGAGCGCCGGAGACUCCGGGACACCGUCGGCCAGCAGGAGCGAGAGAUCCAGCAGCACACGCAGGCCCUGCAGGCCUACGAAGCCCAGGUGUCCUCGCUGGUCCACGGCAUGUCCCGGCUGGAGGAGGAGCUCCACAACGCCCAGGAGGAGAAAACCGCCCUCCUCUCGGACGUGGCCUCCGUCAGGGAGCUCUGCGUCAAGCUGGACUCCGGGAAGGAGCUGGUCGCUCGCCAGCUCACCGCCAAGAGCAUGCACCUGGAGAGGGUCACAGGAGAACUGGAGGACGUCCGGUCAGAGACGGAGCUGCUGAAGCAGCAGCUCGCCAGCGAGAGGCUGACCAUACGCAACCUGGAGGCUCUGCUGUCCACCAACCGGCAAAAAGAGUUCCAGUCCCAUCUGACCGCCAGCGAGAGAGAGUCGGAGCUGAAGGUGCUGCGCGACAGGCUCACCUUGGCCGACAGCAAAAAUGCAGAGCACGCCCGAGAGGUGUCCCAGCUCCGCGGCAAAGUGUCCCAGCUGCAGACCGAGAUGGACGUGCUGAGAAGGCAGCUGACCUCUGAGCGCUUCGAGAGGGAAAGGGCGGUCCAGGAGAUGCGCAGACGGGGCCUGUCGUUCUCCUCCCUGCACAGCUCCUCGUCCCUGAACGUGUCCAGCAGUCCGCAGCUCGCCUCCACAGAGCGCUCCAUCCUCCGAACGCUUGACCGCUCCAGCGACAGGUCGACAGACAAGAGCGUAAGCUUCGGGGGCGAUGAGUGA